Messenger RNA from Medicago truncatula (barrel medic), 1370 nucleotides. RefSeq names its product binding partner of ACD11 1. Lineage: Eukaryota; Viridiplantae; Streptophyta; Magnoliopsida; Fabales; Fabaceae. Gene Ontology annotation, molecular function: RNA binding. The record is from RefSeq and is a predicted model, not a curated record. Bases 181 to 978 code for a protein of 265 amino acids. The transcript is spliced from 8 exons.
GAAUAACAAUGUUUGGUCUUUAACAACGAACGAGGUACCAUUCAUCAUUACAUUCUUUGCCUUGUCACACAUUCUCUCUCUCUCUCUUUCUCUUUUCUCUUCUGUCACUUUUGAACGCUGCACACAACACAACCUUUUCUCUUCAACUACUCUUCUUCACUUCAACUCUCUCAUAUCAUAAUGCAGACAAGGACGGUUCAAGUGAAGCAACUUUCAGAUCUAGCUACUGAGAGGGAGAUUCAUGAAUUCUUUUCAUUUUCUGGUGAAAUUGAACACAUUCAGAUCGUUAGAGAAUAUGGAAAACCAAAGACUGCAUUUGUGACAUUUAAAGAUCCCAGAGCGCUUGAAAUUGCGUUAUUGUUAUCGGGAGCAACAAUAGUAGAUCAGAUUGUGAGUAUAAGUCCAGUCGAGAACUAUGUUGCAAAUCGUGAGACGCAGGAAGUAGGGGUGGUAGAAUAUGCUAUAAAUAUUGCUCCUGAAGAUGCCGCAUCGAAUACUGAGGAGGAGAAACCCGGUGGAAGAAUAUAUCUUAGUAAAGCACAAGAUGUGGUUACAACUAUGCUGGCAAAAGGAUCGGCGAUAAGACAAGACGCUGUGAACAAAGCUAAAGCAUUUGAUGAGAAGCAUCAGUUGACUGCCAAUGCAUCUGCAAAGGUCAGUAAUUUUGACAAGAGAGUUGGACUGACAGAGAAAUUGACAGUUGGACUCUCUGUAGUGAAUGAGAAAGUGAAGUCUGUGGAUCAGAGGCUACAUGUUUCAGAUAAAACAAUGGCAGCAAUAUUUGCCGCCGAGAGGAAGUUGAAUGAUACUGGAUCAGCUGUCAAAACAAGCAGAUAUGUGACUGCUGGAACAACAUGGUUAACUGGUGCAUUUAGCAAGGUGGCAAGGGCUGGAAACGUUGCUGGAACUAAAACUAGAGAGAAGUUUAAUAUGGCUGUUUCAAACUUGACAUCAAAGGAAACUUCAUUAGUUGUAUAGGCCAGAAUUUCAGAAGGUCUCAAGUGAAGAACUCUUUCAGAACUGUUGUGUUAAAAAGGUUUGAUCUUUGUGAUCAUGAACUGCUUCUUUCUCUGCUUCAACAGUUCAAUGCUUGUUCUAGCAGCAACUAUAGUGAUUCAAUUCAAUCCAAUUUUUUGUAUUCUUUUUUCAAUCUAGUGUUUUUUAGCUGUUGCUUCUAUGUAAUUGGUGAUUUUGGCCUCUCUUUUUCCCCCUCUUUACUUUUUGUCUAUAGGAAAUUAUAGGUGUGAUGCAAUUGUAUUUCUUUUCUCAUGGUUGAAAUUUUUUAGCUGUGUUGUGCUUGUAAGAUAAAAUCUUGUUUUUGUUAUCAACACUUCAAAGAUUUCUGUGAGAAAUUUUUAUCUUAUAGACUA